Cylicostephanus goldi is the source of this 695-nucleotide messenger RNA. The record is from the annotation of a GenBank genome assembly. NCBI's taxonomy places the organism in Eukaryota, Metazoa, Nematoda, Chromadorea, Rhabditida, Strongylidae.
AUGAACUCUGGUAUCAACCGCGAUGAAUUUGAACCUACAGCCCAGAGGAAUUGUGAUUCUCAAAUGGAGACCGAGCUGCUAUGUCCAAAAGGGUUCCGAAAUUUGCUGCCAGAGACUGACACUUUCAUUUUUGACGCGGACGGAGUGCUUUGGCUUGGAGAUGAUGUAAUACCCGGUGCUCCUCAGCUUCUGGACUUUCUUGUGAAGAACAAUAAGCGUGUAAUCGUUCUAACAAAUAAUGCAACCAAAUCGCGAGCACAAUACGCAAGGAAACUAGCCAGCCUUGGCUUCAGUUCAAAACUAGACAAGCAUUUGAUAGUGAAUCCAGCCGCCGUAGUAGCUGAUACCUUAUAUCGAGCCGGGCUUUCUAAGAAUGGCAAGAAAGUGUAUUUAAUAGGUGCUAAGGGGCUGAACGAUGAGAUGGAUAAUCUUGGUAUCCCAUACUUCGGACAUGGCCCGCAACUUGAGGACGAUUCUGAUGAUAGUGCCAUAAUGUAUGCUAUAAAGUUGGAGGAAGAGCCUUCAAAGGUGGGAGCUGUGGUGGUCGGGUACGACAGGUACUUCAAUUACCAAAAACUCAUGAAAGCAGCCAAUUAUUUACAACAACGACGUUGCCUAUUUCUUGCAACAAAUGAGGAUGAGACUUGCCCGGGACCUAAUCCCAGCAUUAUUAUUCCCGACGCAGGUUUGUGAAG